This is a messenger RNA of Panicum virgatum (switchgrass), 752 nucleotides long. RefSeq names its product NRR repressor homolog 1-like. The record is from RefSeq and is a predicted model, not a curated record. The transcript has a single exon. Gene Ontology annotation, biological process: regulation of systemic acquired resistance. Lineage: Eukaryota; Viridiplantae; Streptophyta; Magnoliopsida; Poales; Poaceae. The coding region runs from base 58 to 546 and encodes 162 amino acids.
CUUCCCUCCCUCGGUCUCUCUCACGCUCACGCAUCCAUUCUCCAGCCAAACAUCGCGAUGGAUGCAACGCCACUCGGCAAGAAGGCCCCGCCGGCCGCGCAGCAGGCGGUGGAGCGGCCGUCGCCCGAGCCCGACGACGCGGCGGCCGGCGUGAGGACGAGCGGCGGCGGCGGCGAGGACGACGACGAGCAGGUGGAGAGGUUCUACGCGCUGCUGGAAAACAUCCGCGCCAUGAGGGGCAUGCUGGGCGCCACGGCCGCGGGGAGGAAGCGGGCGCGGGAGGCCGAGCCGCCGUGGCGGCCGGCGUUCAGGAUGGAGGACUUCGAGCUCGACGAGGUCCAGUCCGACGCCCCGUGCUGCGACGCCAAGAGGGAGAGAAGCCGCGGCGCGGGGCGGCCGCCGGCGGCAGCAGGGAGGGAGACGACGGACGACGACGAGGGGGGCGAGGGCGAGGAGGUCGUGGAGGUGAAAUGUCCCCGCCGGCCGCAGCACAAGGCGCGUCGCCGCGCGGGUGUGCUGGCAGUUGACAGGCUAGGCAGUAGAUAGGGCGGACGCCGGGUCCAGAUGCACGGAUUGUGCACGUUUAUGGUGUUAAUUGCCCUUUACUAAGGAAACAUGAAUCAUGUUCUCUCUCUGUCAUGUAUAAUAAUUAUUAUCACAAGAUUUCAGGGUCAGGUACGUGUACUCUAACAGCCCUGUCCUGUUUAUAUCUGCAAUAAAUGCGACUGCCGUGGUUCUUUCGUGCUUGGCUA